AUGAUGGCAGAAGAGCUGAAGAAGGAGCAGAACACCAGCACCCAACUGGAGAGGAUGAAGAAGAACCUGGAACAGACAGUGAAGAACAUACAGCACUGUCUGGAUGAGACUGAGCAGUUGGCUUUGAAGGGAGGCAAGAAACAAUUCUUGAAGAUGGAGGCCAGGAUCCGAGAGCUAGAAACUGAGCUGGAAGAAGAACAUAAACAAUCUGCAGAGGCUAUGAAAAACAUCCGGAAAUAUGAAUGGUGUGUCGAAGAGCUUACUUUCCAGAAUGAAGAACACAGGAAGAGCAUGGUGAGAUUGCAAGAUCUGAUAGAUAAACUGCAGAUGAAAAUCAAAUCCUACAAAAGACAAGCUGAGGAAGCUGGUGAACAAGCCAAUACUAAUUUGUCCAAAUUCAGAAAAGCACAGCAUAAGCUAGAAGAAACUGAGGAAAGGGCAGAUAUUGCUGAGAGUCAAGUAAACAAGCUCAGAGCUAAAACCUGA
Cariama cristata (Red-legged seriema) is the source of this 486-nucleotide messenger RNA. Its product is annotated as myosin-7-like. Gene Ontology annotation, molecular function: protein serine/threonine kinase activity. Gene Ontology annotation, cellular component: myosin complex; cytoplasm; cytoskeleton. Bases 1 to 486 code for a protein of 161 amino acids. The record is from RefSeq and is a predicted model, not a curated record. The transcript has 4 exons. Gene Ontology annotation, biological process: actomyosin structure organization; peptidyl-threonine phosphorylation. Lineage: Eukaryota; Metazoa; Chordata; Aves; Cariamiformes; Cariamidae.